GUUAUCAGUUGAGAUGGAAGAGAGAAGUCUGAUUCUUCACGAUCUGCCGGAUCAUUUCGAUCGCGUGAAAUCAAAGCUCGAGCUUUAUUUUAAAAACAAAAGAAGGUCAGGAGGUGAAGUCCUGCAGAUCAGAGAACAUCCCGAUGACAAACGAAAAGCUCGUCUCAUUUUUGUGACAGAAGAAGAUAUGAAGAAGGUGCUUGACAAACGAAUCCAUAAACUAGAUUUCAACGCAAGUGUUGAAGUGAACGUAAAACUACCUGACGACUGUACCAGCAACAAAAAGAUGAAACCAGCAGUGCUGCCAAAACCCAAACUGGAGAAAGUGGUGAAAGUUCUGCAGGCUUCACACACACAGGUCUGUCCGGUCACAAACCCUACAACCACAAGUCAUAAAGACAAUGAAGGGGAUCGCGAAAUAUCUGAUCUGCUAAUCACGGCUCCUCAUACUGUCGAUAAGGAAAUGCUUCAAAUGUAUUAUUUGCAGAACCUUCUCGGACAGAACAAACAGGAGUUGGAUAUAUCUAUAGAAGUGUAUAAAGAAGGAAAGUUGGACCCUCGUCGCUUCAUCUUGACGGGGUUUGAUGGAAGCACCGAAUGGAUGAAAAUCUCACUGUUCAUUGGCAACUGUAGCAAGACAACAGAACAUGACUGGGAGAUACUGGAUGAAGAAGGGAUUGUUGUGACUUUCAGACAAGAUAUUGAUGUCACAUCAUUUAUAAACAAAUGCACCUCAAAAGCAAUGCAGGGUCGGGAGAUUGGAGUCACGCGCUUGUAGCUGACAGACUCGGUCCUGGUUCAGGGAGAUCUGGGAAAGAUUAGUGAAGACGCUCUCAACCUUCACUUCAGCAACACCACGAAGAGCAGCGGAGGAGAUAUCAAGUCUCUGAUCUGGAUCAACAGACAGAGUCUUCUCAUUACCUUUCAACAGUCUGACGUUGCCCAUGAAGUGGUGGAACAGAAGCACAGUGUUUGUGGCACUGAGGUGAAGGCAUCACUCUUCUACUCGAGUUUACGAAAAGCGUUGACCGGCGAAAAGCCAACUUUGACUGACAUCCCUACAAGAAUAAACAUCUCUGUUCAUGAAGAUCUGCUCCGUUUCAUUGAAAACAAUGACCCGUGUAGAAACGCGCUGGAGAGUGUCGUCAAACCGCUUCAUGCCAAAAUUCUUAUCGACAGAAGUGUGGAAGCAAGUGCGAUAAGACUGGAGAUGGACGUUGACAAAACGUCUUUGACUGCACUGCAAAUCGGACCCACUUGGGAGACAAAGACAGUGAGGAAAGUCCAAACCUUUUUGAGCAAGUACCACACAGCCGAGCUGAACGUGCAGAAGGAUGUCUGGCAGCGAGUUAAGAGCAUCUGUACGAGUCUCAGCACAGGUGAUGCUGUCGUCUUCUUCAGAGAGUUCAGCUCUAAAAUCAUGGUCGCUGGUGUGAAAGAGGAGGUGAUUGUCCUCUCAGAGAAGAUCAAGCGGCUGCUGGACAUCACUGCUGUUGAGAUGGAAAUACAAAGGAACACCAUCGAUGUGAUCAUUCAACUGGACUGCGGGGAGAAAUGUGAACUUUUAAAAGAACGUGUACAGUCCAAACUAGGCCAAGUUGCUCUGUCACAUGAUGAGAAUCAGCACAAAUUUCACCUCAGAGGUUUGAAGGAUCAAGUGACUUCUGUGGAGAUGCUCAUCGAGCAGGUGAAUGAGAACAUUAUCUUGCAUCACUUAAAGCUCUCAUCUCAUCUGAUUCACUUUCUUCAGUCUCUGGACCUUCACAAGCUUGAACGAGUCCAUUUCUCCUCCAAUCACAUUCCAGCUAAAUUCUCAAAGCAGAAAGAUUUGGUGAGAAUUUUUGUUGAGAAAGACAACCUGACGAGAGCCGAAGACAAAAUCCGUGAGAUCCUCAGAGAGGAUCUAAUACAACUUUCUCCCAAUCAAACUGAUGAAAACUGGACAAAAUUUCUCAUGAAACUUCAAGGCGAAGUGGAAUCGAGACAGAACCCUCACAACAUCAGGAUCGCACAGACAGACGUGCAGCUCACGUUAUGUGGAUUUUCUGAUGUAGUCGCAGAAGUAGCAAGCAAAGUGAGCGGCUACCUGGAACACAAGAAACCAAUAACUGAGGAAGUUCCUCUCAAGUCUGUGCGGGAGGUUGAAUUUGUGGACUCUUGUGUAAACCUGUCCGAGUGCCCUGAAAUCAAGCGUCUUGGUGCUACGAUACUGGCCUGCAGUACCACGGCUUGCCCUUGUCUGAAGGUCACCGCUGCCAAAGACAACGUUAAAGAGGCUGUGAGUGUCAUAAAGAAACAGUUGUUAGCCACUGUUGUGGAGAGACACGAGUACCGCAAAGCCGGAGAAGCCAAGGUUCUAGGCAAACAUGAAGCCAGUGUGAAGGCAAAAGCUAAAGAGUUCCAGUGCAACCUGUAUUUAUCCCAAGAACCAGUGAUUAAUCCUGACCCGUCACAGAGUUUUACACACAAAAUAAGCAGUUUCGUCACUCUGGCGAUCACGAGGGGUGACUGGUACCAUCAAAGUGCCAAUGCCUUGAUUUGCCCAAUGAACGGCAGUCUGGUUUUUGAUAACCCUGUGGCCAAGCGGAUUCUCCAGUUUGGAGGGGAUCAGAUCGCAGAAGUUUGUAAAAAGCACCAGAGGGAAAAACAGUCUCUCCUGCCUGGAGAUGUGCUUCUCUGUGAUGCUGGACAACUCAACGCCAAGAGCCUCAUUUUUGCCGUGUUGCCCCAUAAGGGUCAAGCCCUAGACUCACGCUACCUUCAAUCGGCCAUACACAACGCUCUUCUGAAAGCAGAGGAACAAUGCUGCACCUCCAUUCUCGUUCCAGCACUUGCUUGUGAAAUCUUUGGAUUCUCUGUCAGAGAAAGUUGGACUUCACUCAGAGAAGCAAUACUACAGUUCUGCGCUGACUCAAAAUUCCCCCAAAAUAUGAGAGAUGUUCACAUAGUGCAUUCUGAUAGGAAGACUGUUGAAGAGUACAACGCUGUGAUCGAGGAACUGGGCUUUCCUGACUCUUCAAACGUCCAAUCCCAGAGGCAGCAACAGGGAACAAGAGCGCUUAUCAACGGUGUGCCGAUAUACCUGAAAAAGAGUGACAUCACCAAAGAGACAGCAGACGUCAUAGUGAAUUCCAACAGCAUACAUUUAAAUCUCAACACUGGUGUUUCUGGUGCCAUCUUGAAAGCGGCUGGGAAAUCAGUUGUUGCUGAAUGCGCAAAACAAGCUCCUCUGAAAGCAGGUGGUGUAGUAAUGACCAGUGGUGGGGAUCUUAAAUGUAGGCACAUUUCCCAGAUGGUGGGUCCCGAGGGUUCGGCUGACAUCACAUCGUCUCUUGGAAAGGUUUUGAGCCUUUGUGAGGACAAGAUGGCCAGUACACUGGCAAUUCCUGCGAUUGGAACAGGAAAAGGUGCAAUUGGACCAAAAAAAUCUAUUGAAGCUAUUCUCACAGCACUUAAGAAACACUUAACUGAGCUGAACUCAAGCUGUCUCAAAGAAAUUACUAUAGUGACAUUUGAACAGAAGAUUCUGGAUACUUAUCCGAAAUAUUUCAGUGAAUGGAGCAAGGUAAAUACUCAAUGUCUUACUGUCUCGUUCAUAGGCGCCGAUUUCUUUUUUCGCCAGUGGGUGCUCACGUCGCCAAAACCAAACCCCACCCCCACAGGCCCCAACCAAGCCAUCUUUUACAAAUGCCAUCUGACUAUGGUCAUAUUUCAUGUAGCUCAAAGACAGCGUUUUAAAUCUUUUCCCUCUACAGUAAAAAUCAGAAGUGUCAGAAUUGAGUUAAAGAAGGACAUUACUAAUGAAACAGUCCGAGGGAUUGUCAACAGCACCAACAGGGAGAUGACCUUGAAGGGAGGAGUUUCAGGUGCCAUAUUUAAAGCCGCUGGAGCCUCUGUGCAACAAGAGUGUCAAAAACACGGUCCACUCCAAAACGACAUCCCUGCAGUGACCAGCGGAGGGAACCUGCAGUGUGAUGUCAUCAUUCACGUGACCGGACCGCACUCGGCAUCAGAGACGAGAUCACGCAUGAAGAGAGUCCUGGAGCGCUGUGAGGAGAAACAGAUCACCACAAUUUCUUUUCCUCCUGUCGGCACUGGCGGUGGCGGUGUUAAGAGUGUCGAUGCCAUUCAUGCCAUGCUGAAAGGAUUUGAAGAUCAUUUAGCUCAAAACAGCUCAACAGUAAUCAAGCUCAUCUAUUUAGUAAUAGACCGGGACGAUGUCCUGCAGGAGUUUCAGAAAGGUCUCAAAGCAUGGACUGCAAACACACAGAACAGUGAGGAGGAAGAUGAUGAAGAUCAGUCGGAGCGUGAGGAUUCAGACUACAGCGUGGAUGAAGACAGCACGUCAUCUGACUCUGAACCUGAUACAACAAACCCUGUUGAGGCUAUAAUCGGCCCAGUGAAAGUGAAGGUUACAUGUGGUGACAUUACCAAAGAGACUGUGGAUGCGAUUGUUAACAGCACGACGACCAGUCUUGACCUGAACACGGGGGUAUCAGGAGCGAUUCUUAAAGCUGCAGGACGAACGGUUGUGAAUGAGUGCAAAACAAAAGCACCUCAGCCCAAUGACGGUGUGGUGCUGACCAAAGCCGGAAACCUCACAGACAUUAGAAAUAUCAUUCAUAUGGUCGGCCAGACCAAUGUGAAAGGCAUCACGACUUCCAUGUUCAACGUUCUGAAGACGUGUGAAGAAAACCACAUUCAGUCCAUUUCAUUCCCGGCUCUUGGAACCGGAGCAGGAAACCUGGCAGCCACACAGGUAGCACAUGCCAUGACUGAGGCUCUGGCAGACUUUGUGAAAGAAUCGCCACAACAUCUGAAAUGUGUCCACAUUGUAAUCUUCCAAAGUAAAAUGUUGCCAGACUUUCAGGACGCUAUAAAGAAGCUGAAGAAGAUCAGUAGCUCCGCAUGUAAGACCAAAGUGCCACCACGGACCCCUGCGUCCAGCAAAGCCCCGCAGCGGCCGCCAUUCUGUCUGGCCAAGCAAACGGCCUCCGUGUCAUUCCCCGUUAUGGCUGUCGAGAUUUAUGGGAUGUCUUCCGCCAACGCUGCCAAGGUGAAAAUAUAUCUGGACGACCUCGUCUCCGAAGAGUGCAUCAGUAAAGAUGUGUAGUCGAGUCACCUCGCCAAACUUCCCGUAAGUGACCAGAAGACCAUAGUGAACCUCAGUCAAAGCAAUGAGGUCAGCGUUCUAGUGGCUGGCCCGGACAGGUGGACCGUAUCAGGGAAAAAAGACGACGUCUUCGAUGCCAUGCUCAAGAUCAACAACCUUAUCCAAGAAGCGCGAGACCGAGAGAUUCGAGAUGGUGAGGUGAAGAGGUUGAGGCAGACGUUGUGUUGGGAGGUGGUUCGAGGAGAAACCUGGCAGCCGUUGGACCCCAGCAUCAGCUACGAAGUAGAGCUGUCCUAUCACAAGAAAAACAAGACGUUUCAAUAUCAGGAGAACGGUCAGACAUACACCGUUGACUUCAAAGAGAUGAUGCUGAUGAACGACGGCAAAAAGGAGUCUUGUAGGAUCAAGAGGACUCUGCUCGGCGAUUGUGAUACGGCAAUAAUUCAUACUCCCCCAACAUGGACCAAGAUGAAUGGACAGGACUUAGAAAUAAUCACAUUAAAAUCAGAAUCGGCAGAGAUAGAAAAAGACUUUCUCAAGUCCAGUAUACAUUCGGAUGUGUCCCAGGUUCAGGUCAUACAGAUCGACAGAAUACAGAGUCAAUCUCAAUGGCACAGAUACUGCGUGUUGAAGCAGGCGGUGGAUAAGAAAUAUCCCAAACAAAUGAAUGAGCGUUUCCUCUAUCAUGGAACAACUAAAGACAAUUGUCAAAAAAUCAACAAGAACGGCAGAAGCUUCUGUGGGAGAAACGCUGUCGUACAUGGUGAUGGAACACACUUUGCUAAAGAAGAGUGGUACUCCUGUCAGGACCUCUAUUCAAACCUCGAUGACAAAGGUCUCAAGUACGUCUACAGAGCAAAAGUUGUGACUGGUUCGUUGUGUAAAAGCAGAAAGGGCAUGAAGGAGCCGAAUCCCACCAACGCUCAGGACCCUCAGGCCGGUCUGCACGACUGCGCAGUAGACUGCUUACAGACCCCCUUCAUCUUUGUGGUGUUCUGUGACGCAGGAGCUUAUCCUGAAUACCUCAUCAUCUUUAAAAACAUAUAAACUGACACAAAACCUGAUGGAAAUAUGCAGUGUACUGUAGACCAAACAUACUUUCACACCAGCAGGUUUAUACAAAGCAAAGAAAUCUUCAGAGCAGACAUUUUUAAGCAUUCUCAUUCAAUCUAAAACCUGCGGUCUUGUUGACACCACCUGCAAAAAAAAGGCACAUACUUUUUCAUUGUGAGGGGAUUACAUCAUAUCUUCAACUUUUCUAUUGACAAAUUUACAAAUGCAUUUUUAACUCUUGUUUUAAAGCCAAGUUUUUGAUGUUUUUAAUCAUUAAAACUUUGAUUUAGUGACUGAAAUAAAUGUUUACAUAUUAAAAGCAUAA
This is a messenger RNA of Triplophysa rosa, 6491 nucleotides long. It is a transcript of the gene parp14rs3, whose product is annotated as poly(ADP-ribose) polymerase family member 14-related sequence 3. Gene Ontology annotation, molecular function: transcription corepressor activity; NAD+ poly-ADP-ribosyltransferase activity. The record is from RefSeq and is a predicted model, not a curated record. NCBI's taxonomy places the organism in Eukaryota, Metazoa, Chordata, Actinopteri, Cypriniformes, Nemacheilidae. Gene Ontology annotation, cellular component: cytoplasm; nucleus. Gene Ontology annotation, biological process: negative regulation of gene expression.